UCAAAAGCACUCUUGACGUUGCCUGCGACGCACGCGAUUGCCAUUCACUGUUUCCGUUUCAUUUUCUAGACACCAAUUUCCCCAGUGCGAUUCGGUGUUAUUGACCAAUUUGAUCCGUGAGUUUUUUGUGGUCUAUGAAUUUUUCAAGAAUUCAUAAUCGACCGUACAGAAUAAUUCAACAGCAUAAGCAAACGGGGAAGAGUAAAAAUAUCCAACAGAUGGUUUGAAAAGGUGAAAGUGUGCGGAUCGAUUUUAUGUGUGAUUUGCACAACACGUCUGCAGAAGGAGGCAGAAAUCGAUAUUACGUGUUGCAUUGUUAGAACUUAUGGUGGAUUUGGAGAGGCGGCAGAAGCAGUGAAAACGUUGCUGAAAACACCAAUCGUCCGCAGUGCGACCAAGGUUGACGCCAAAUCACGCCUAACAAGACAAUCUUUGUGGAGUUUCUCUGCGACAAACACCAUCAGAGAGCGUCACUCAGCGCUGGAGAGGCUCAAUUUAAAACCCAGAGAGACCAGCGCCAAAAGAAGUCGGGUUCUUUGUGGAGAAAUAACGCUUCAUCACAAUGACAGUCACAGUGGCAUCUGAGCCGAUUUGGAAUCUGGAGCGACGUGAAUCAUCUGGCCAUUUGAUAUGGCGCCAAGAUGGCUCGUCCAAGGCGAAGGUGCGCUUUCGCUGCGACGUGGAGGUGCUGGAAUACGUCAAAGAUCCGGCUGAGCACGAGGAUGAGGACAGCAGCAAGAAGUUCCACGCUGUCAUUGUCUGCGCCACUUGCGUGGCCGCCUUGGCAGUCACAGUGAUCCUGCCGUGGUUCCUCAUCGGCUCCUCGUGAUCACCCAAUCUCCUACCCGCUAA
Phlebotomus argentipes is the source of this 852-nucleotide messenger RNA. RefSeq lists its product as uncharacterized. The coding region runs from base 563 to 829 and encodes 88 amino acids. The transcript is spliced from 3 exons. The record is from RefSeq and is a predicted model, not a curated record. NCBI's taxonomy places the organism in Eukaryota, Metazoa, Arthropoda, Insecta, Diptera, Psychodidae.